UUAAUUGUUUUUGUAUGAUUUAGUUUAGAAUGGUUGUUUACCUAACAUGUUUUUGGUAUGUUAAGAAACUUGGGUGUGUCGGGUGGGAGAAAAAUAAAAUUUUCUUUUAUUUUUUUUGUUAUGUAAUUUUCUCUCUCGUCUGUUUCCUGUCUCUCUCCCUUGAUCGACUUCAAUAUCAUCUCCACGGAAAAUACAAGAUAGAAUUGAAAGGUCAUUCAGUCGGUGAUUCAGUCAGAAAGUGGAUUUUACCGGCGGCAUCACAUCUCCACCGUAAGAGACACCAUCGACGAUCUCGGUUCAUCAAUCCGAUCGCGAUUAAUUAGUGGGUUCAUCAAUCCAAUCACAUCUCCAUUGAUUCUACUGUGGAAAAAAUAGAAAGUUUCAAGCUUAUUCAAAUUGGUUAGAGUCAAGAGAAAGAAGAAAUGGAGAAAUGAGUGAGAGAAGACAGGAGUGUUCAACAACUCAUGUACUUAAGCAUUUGUGCUUUUGAUUAUCGCAGAGAUAUUUCUCCAUCAAAUAGACAGUGCUGUUGUUUUCCACAAUGCAAGCACACGAUUCUCUGAUGGUUUUAGAUUCAGAUUUGGUGCGGAGGUAGGGAAGAGAGAGACAUAUUAUAUCACAUCUAUUAAACCGAAUAGAUAGAGAAGUGUCGAUGAAUGAGUGGUUAAUGUGGGUGGUUGUUCUUAUGUAUAUGUGGGAAUAAGCACAAGCAUGAUCCAUGCCCGUGGUCCAGUCGGAGUAGAAGGAUUAUUGACAACGAGAUGGAUAAUGAGAGGAAAAGGACAAGUUGUUGAUGGAGACAAUGGAAUCGCUUACACCCGUAAGGACCUUCCUGUCUUAAAAAGGACACAGGCUGUGGAGAAUGGGAAUUAGUUCUCUGUCUUAAAAUGGAAUCGCUUACACCCUGACCCGAUGAUACGAGAAUGUUACAAAGAGUCUCUGGUACUUUUAUAAAUUGGUUUGUUUCGUCUUUGAAACUCCAUGGAACCAAUCUCAAAACAAUAAAGCAAUCUCAUUGUUUCAUGAUCGUAACCGGUUUAAACCGAGACAAUCUCAUCGUUGCCAAAUUCAUUGAAGCAUGUUCAAAUGCUAGACAUGUCCGAUAUGCUUACUCUGUUUUUACCCACCAGCCAUUUCCCAAUACGUAUCUCUACAACACCAUGAUCAGAGCUUUAUCUCUCGUCGACGAACCCAACGCGAACUCAAUCGCGGUCUCGGUUUACAGAAAGUUAUGGGCUUUGUGUUCUAAGCCUGACACGUUUACUUUCCCGUUUGUGUUGAAGAUCGCUGUUAGGGUUUCUGAUGUUUGGUUUGGGAGACAGGUUCAUGGGCAAACUGUGGUUUUUGGGUUUGAUUCAAGUGUCCAUGUUGUUACAGGUUUGAUUCAGAUGUAUUCUUCGUUUGGUGGUGGGUUGGGAGAUGCACGUAAGGUGUUCGAUGAAACGCGUGUGAGAGAUGUGAAUGUUUGGAAUGCGUUAUUAGCUGGGUAUGGUAAAGUUGGUGAGAUGGAUGAAGCAAUGGGUUUGCUAAAGAUGAUGCCUUGUUGGGUAAAGAAUGUGGUUUCUUGGACUUGUGUGAUCUCUGGAUAUGCGAAGAGCGGUCGAGCUAGUGAAGCUAUUGAAGUGUUUCAGAGAAUGCUGAUGGAGGACGUUGAGCCAGAUGAAGUUACGCUUUUGGCUGUGCUUUCAGCUUGUGCUGAUCUUGGUUCACUAGAAUUGGGUGAAAGAAUAUGUAGCUAUGUUGAUCACAGAGGGAUGAAGAGAAAGGUUCCAUUGAACAACGCUGUCAUUGAUAUGUCUGCGAAAUCAGGGAAUAUAACAAAGGCGUUGGAGGUAUUUGAGAGUGUUAGUGAGAGAAAUGUUGUUACUUGGACGACUAUAGUUACUGGACUAGCUACGCAUGGACACGGAGCUGAAGCCUUAGCGAUGUUUAACCGUAUGGUUAAAGCAGGUGUGAGACCGAACGAUGUUACUUUCAUUGCAAUCCUUUCAGCUUGCAGCCAUGUUGGUUGGGUAGAUCUUGGAAAAUGUUUGUUUAGCUCAAUGAUAUCGAAGUAUGGUAUUCAACCAAACAUUGAGCAUUACGGAUGCAUGAUUGACUUACUAGGACGAGCAGGUUUACUCGGAGAAGCAGAGGAAGCUAUCAAAAGCAUGCCCUUUGAGGCAAAUGCUGCAAUAUGGGGUUCUCUUCUUGCUGCUUCAAAUGUUCAUCAUGAUCUUGAGAUUGGAGAAAGAGCUUUGAAUCAGCUGAUUAAGUUAGAGCCGAAUAACAGCGGCAACUACAUGCUUUUAGCCAAUCUAUACUCGAAUUUAGGAAGGUGGGACGAGUCGAGGAUGAUGAGGAAGAUGAUGAAAGGGAUUGGUGUGAAGAAACUGGCUGGUGAAAGCUCCAUAGAAGUUGGAAACAGAGUGUAUAAAUUCAUUUCAGGGGAUCUUUCGCAUCCUCGAGUCGAAAAGAUUCAUGAAAUUCUACAAGAGAUAGAUUUGCAAAUACAGAGCAACAAAGUUUGAGGUAAAAAAAGCUUUGAUUUUUGAUCAGAUUGAGUUGAUCAACACAACGAAUGGCUUAGAGUCAAUGAUCAGCUUCGGAGUUAACAAGCUGAUGGUUAAUUCCGGUUCCGGUUAAACGGCAAAACAGGAGGAGAAAAUCUGCCGAAGAGUAGAGAUUGGGCCAAACCGAAGCCUGUUUUUCUUCGGGAAGGUUUCGAGUUCAUGCUCAUGCUAUGGCGGUUUGGCCCAAUAUGAGAGCCUUUUUUCCUGCAUAAAAAAGGCUUAUGUUUCCUUUUCUUCA
Camelina sativa (false flax) is the source of this 2790-nucleotide messenger RNA. Lineage: Eukaryota; Viridiplantae; Streptophyta; Magnoliopsida; Brassicales; Brassicaceae. The record is from RefSeq and is a predicted model, not a curated record.